This is a messenger RNA of Epinephelus moara (kelp grouper), 2413 nucleotides long. It is a transcript of the gene chadlb, whose product is annotated as chondroadherin-like b. Gene Ontology annotation, molecular function: protein binding. The coding region runs from base 97 to 2412 and encodes 771 amino acids. NCBI's taxonomy places the organism in Eukaryota, Metazoa, Chordata, Actinopteri, Perciformes, Serranidae. Gene Ontology annotation, cellular component: extracellular matrix. The record is from RefSeq and is a predicted model, not a curated record. The transcript is spliced from 11 exons.
CAGCCGGGGGAAGAGCAGCAAGAGGGGGCAGAGACCGUGAGAGAGUCUACAGCCAGUAACCGACCCACAGCUGGACAGAAGCAAGACGAAAGCACGAUGUACUCCCAGCUCUGUCCCGACACCCUCUGGGUGCUGCUGCUCAGCCUCCUCUGCAUUCCUGCAGCACACACAGCAAAAUGUCCAAAGGAGUGCAUCUGUGACCAGAUCCAGCUCACUGUGACCUGCGUCAACAAGAACCUGACCCAAGUUCCUCCAACUGUUGACGAGAUCACAGUGAAAUUAGAUCUUCGAGGCAACGACAUCCAGGAACUGCCUUCCGGGGCUUUCAAACACACACCCUACCUGACUCACCUGUCGCUGCAGCGCUGUAACAUCCGCAGGGUGAAGGAGGGGGCUUUCCGCAGCCUUGGUCGCCUGGUCUUCCUCAACCUGGCCAACAACAACAUCGACAUCCUCUACCAGGAGUCAUUUGACGGCCUGUCCUCGCUGAAGCAGCUCAUGAUUGACCGUAAUCGCGUGGAAGAGAUCCAGCCUGGAGCUUUCUCUCAGCUCGGCUUCCUCAACCUGCUCUCCCUUACACACAACCAGCUGGUCUACAUCCCCAACAUGGCCUUCCAGGGCUUGCAAAACAUCAAAUGGCUCCGUCUUAGUCACAACUCUCUAAACUACCUGGACACUGAGGCCUUCGCUGGGCUGUUUACGCUCACCCGUCUCAGUCUGGAUCACAAUGAGCUGCAGUUCUUCCCCACUGAGACCAUGACCAGACUGCCAGAGGUGACCCGUCUGGAUCUGAGCUACAACCCAAUGACUUACCUUGGAGAGGAUGCAGUGUCCAUGGCCAAACUGACCCACCUCUUCCUGGACCACAUGUCCCUGCAGGACAUGGCAAACACAGCUGUAUCAAAAUCCCCCAACCUCGUCCACCUGGACAUCAGCUACAACCAGCUGCGUGUCAUCCAGCCCUUCUCUGAAGGUUCACCCAAGCUGGCACGCCUCAACCUGGCUGGGAACCCCAUCUACUGCAACUGCUACCUGCGUCCACUCAGGGAGUGGUCGAUUCGGAACAAGGUGAAGCUGAUGGGGACAUGUGGAGGACCGGCCCAUCUGUCAGGAGAGAACCUGGAGGCUGUUCACCCUCCUGAGUUGCGCUGUCAGAGCCAGGAGGCCAUGCUGAAGGCAGAAUUUGAGGAGGCAACCCGGAUCACACCACCCACACCAGAGCCAGAGAACAAGGUCAAGUGUCCUGCUAACUGUGUCUGCGAGGCUGAGACACACCACUCCUCGUGUGAGAACCGCGGUCACACCAAAAUUCCUCGGGGUUUCGCUCCCAACACGCGUCUCCUCGACCUGCGUGGCAACAACUUCCACUACAUCCCUAGCAACAGCUUCCCCGGUGUUGCCCAGGUCGUGUCCCUACAUCUGCAGCGCUGCAAGAUCGUGGAGGUUGAGGGUGGGGCUUUCAGUGGAAUGAAGGGAGUGAUUUACCUGUACCUGUCGGAGAAUGACCUCACUUCCCUCAGCCCUGACGCCUUUAAAGGCCUCCCUCAGCUGACCUACCUCCACCUGGAGAAGAAUCGCUUCACUGGUUUUCCCAAAGGAGCCUUCAAACUGGUGCCCAGCCUUCUGGCACUGCACUUGGAGAACAACUCCAUCUCCAAGCUGGAGCCAGACAUCUUGACCGGAGCUGAGGGCCUCAGAGCCCUCUACCUCACUGGAAACGCCAUCGAUCAUGUGUCAUCCAGGGCUCUGGACCAGGCCAGUGACCUUGAUACACUCCAUCUGGGAGGGAACAAGCUGACGGAGGUGCCCACUGAAGCGCUGAGCAAGGCGGGAAACCUCAGAGACCUGAGGCUGUCAGGGAAUUCAGUUCGCUGGGUGGGGCCGAAUGCUUUUCGACCAUUGGAGAGCUCACUGAAGGAGUUGUAUCUGGAUAACAUGGGACUGGAGAAGAUGUCACAGAACUCCCUGGCAGGUCUGGGUCCAGGGUUGAGGAGUCUUUUUUUAGAGGGCAACCAGCUGGAAGAGGUGCCUAACCUCCACCCUUUCACUUCACUGGAGGUCAUCAACCUGGCCAACAACCCUCUGAUGUGUGACUGCCCUCUGCUGCCGCUACGCAUGUGGAUUGAGAAAGUUAACCUGAAGGUACGAGCCACCUGUGCCAAUCCCCCUGAGCUGAGGGGUCGCAGGGUCAAGGACGUCCAUGUUUUCAAAGCCUGUCCUGGGGGUGAGAGCCUCCCUGCUGCCCCAACCCCAAAGCCUGCCAAGGCACCCAAGGCAACCAAACCCAAACCAAUGCACCUCAACGGCCUUCGGCAGGUCAAAAUGCUCAAGGCCAAAUCCAAACUUCGCAAAAGUCCAAACCCAAAACCAGCAGCAGCCAGGAAAACCACCAAGAGACGCAGCAUGGCCUGAA